ACACCACGACGCUGUGGUGUAAAAAGUUGGGGGGGUCUGGUUGCCGUGGCUUUUCGCGGUACCAACUGACCACGUGGUGCUCGAGAUUGGAGAAUUUGACUCGCAAGGGCCGCGUUCGACGCUUUUUCUCGGAAAAAGGCAUGAAAACAAACAAACAAACACAAAGAAGUUCCCCAAACCAAACCCUCCUUUCGGCCAAUCCCGAGUGCCCGGUCUUUCUGUGUCCUCCUGCUCGAGUUUCAACCUCCUCCUCGUCUCUCUCUCUCGCAUCUUCCAAUCCCCACUUUGAUUCUAUCUGACUUUGACAUGUUGCCGUCCUCUCAUCCAGAGUCCACUUCUAUGUGCCCAUCGCGUCUGGAUUGCUAUGAAAUCUAGGGUUUUUUUUUUUGGGAAGCCAGCUCGAGUCCUUGCUUAAACGAGCUACAUAUCCUUCCAAUUCGGCCAUGGAACGAACGCAUAUAUCGCAGCAACAAACUUCGGGUCACUACAGGCCUUGUCUUCAGGAUGGAAGAGUGGAGCAGGGAGGCUUUGACGACUCAGUGCCGACCGCGGACCAAAUGAGCGUCGACCAACGCGAGGCUAUGAGGGAUAUGGAUGAUUCGCAGCUCGUCGGAGCUCCGGAGGUUGGUGUCGUGGCCAAAGAGAACGUGUCCGUGGCGGAGGUGGAGAUGUUGAUGAUGAUGAAGAAAAAGAUGGAGGUGAAUCCGGUGGAGACUAUGGUGGCGAAGAGAAAGCGGGGGCGACCGCCCGGGGGUCUGACUAAGACGAACAAAACCGCGCCGCCGGUAAGGAAGAAGAAGGACGAAGAGGAUGUGUGUUUCAUAUGCUUCGAUGGUGGGAGCCUCGUGCUCUGUGAUCGCCGGGGCUGCCCUAAAGCAUAUCAUCCUGCCUGCAUUAAGCGAGACGAGUCGUUCUUCAAAUCAAGGGCUAAGUGGAAUUGUGGUUGGCAUAUAUGCAGCAAUUGUCAGAAGGCUGCACAUUAUAUGUGCUAUACUUGUACAUAUUCUUUGUGCAAGGGUUGUAUCAAAGAUGCUGAUUAUCUGAGCGUAAGAGGAAAUAAUGGAUUUUGUCGGAUGUGCAUGAGAACUGUGAUGCUGAUUGAGAAUUUUCAAGGAAAUACAGAAGUGCCUCAAGUAGAUUUUGAUGACAAAAGUAGUUGGGAGUAUCUCUUCAAGAUGUAUUGGAUAUUUUUGAAGGGAAAACUAUCUUUAACUUUGGAUGAGCUCACUCAGGCUAAAAGUCCAUGGAAGGAAGCUUAUGCUAUAGCUCAAAAGGGGGAAUCUUCAGGCAAACUUUAUGACAGCAUUGAUGACAAAGUUUCUAGUUUUAACAAUUCUUGUGCAGCCCUGCAAACAAAUAUUUCCAGAAAAAGAAAAGCUAAGGAGCUGCCUAUUUUUAAUAAGGACUCUGCAACUAAGGAGAAAUCAGGUAGCGACCAAGAUCCGCAUCUGCCUGAAGGCACAAUAUGGGCGUCAAAGGAGCUCUUGGAAUUUGUUGCACAUAUGAAAAACGGUGACACAUCUGUGCUAUCUCAGUUUGAUGUCCAGGCUCUUUUGCUAGAAUAUAUAAGGAAAAAUAAUCUCCGUGAUUCUCGCCGGAAAUGCCAAAUAGUUUGUGAUUUGAGGCUUAUAAGUCUGUUUGGGAAAACACGUGUUGGUCACUUAGAAAUGCUAAAGCUUCUUGAAUCUCACUUUCUUAUUAAAAAAACCUCCUCAGCAGAUUAUAUUUCAAGGGCAGGAGUUGUCAAUGAUACUGCUAGAUGGGUGGAGGCUGAUGGGAACUGUGAUAACCAACUUCCAAUGGAAAGUGACGAGAGGCAUAAAACAUGUAGAAAAACUGAUGAUAGGGGAUCACGGGCUAAUUCAGAUGUUUUUGCAGCGAUUGAUGUUCACAACAUUAACUUGAUUUACUUACGCCGUAAUUUGAUGGAGGGUCUUAUGGAUGAUGUCGACAAAUUUCAUGACAAAGUUGUUGGCUCAAUUGUGCGAAUAAGAAUUCCCGGCAACGAUCAAAAACAAGAAACAUAUAGGCUUGUUCAAGUUGCAGGUACAAACAAGGUUGCCAAACCAUAUAAACUUGGACAAAGAAAUACUGAUCUCAUGCUCGAAAUCUUGAAUUUAGACAAGAAAGAAGUCAUAUCAAUUGAUGAAGUUUCAAAUCAGGAGUUCUCUGAGGAUGAAUGCAAGCAUUUACGCCGGAGUAUGAAAUGUGGGCUCAUCAAAUGGUUGACUGUGGGUGAGAUCCAGGCAAAAGCAAUGACACUUCAACCAGUGAGAGUAAAUGAUGGGCUGGAAGCUGAGAUAAUAGGACUUAAUCAUCUACGUGAUCGGGCAAGUGAAAAGGGACAUGAGAAGGAAUUUAGAGAAUGCAUGGAGAGAAUACAGCUUCUGAGCUCACCUGAGGAACGCCAGCGCAGACUGCUUGAGAUCAUUGAAGUACACAUUGAUCCUAAGAUGGAUCCAAGUUAUGAGUCUGAGGACAACGUGGGAGAAUUAGAUGAGAAGAAACAAGGGAUAAUGGUGCAUGCAGAUGAUUAUGUGAGAACAGAACUUUCUGGAUAUGGAAGAAAGGAGAGUGAUCCUAUCUCAACUCAAAGAGGAGAUUAUGUCUUGAAUGAUACUGAAAGCAGGGAACAGAAAAAUUUAGCCAAGUCUUGCAAACAAAGUAGAGGAGCUGGAAUGACAAGCAGUUCCAAUAAAGGUGGUGCUACUUGGCUUCAUGAGAUGAUGAAUGAAUCUUCUUGGAAGGAAACAGAAGCAUCUGGCAUAAAUAAUUGGGAUACACCAGCAAACCCGAUCAAUACUUCUGGUUCAUUGGCCAUUGGUUGUAACAGUCAAGCAGUGUUGAAAUCUGAAAUUUCUGGGGUUGCAUCAGAAAUUUCACCACUGGCUCUUUCUACAGGGGCAGACGAAUUUGCUAACAAUUUUGAGACUGACAAAGUUUGGCACUACCGUGACCCAAAUGGAAUAAUUCAAGGACCAUUUUUUAUUUCACAACUGCACAAACGGAAUACAAAUGGGCACUUCCCUCCUGAUCUCAGAAUAUGGAGGAUAAAUGAAACGCAAGAUAAAUCUGUACUUUUGACUGAAGCAUCAAGUGGGAAAUUCCAUGAAGCAAAGAUGGUGCUGAAUAAUAGUAAUUUACUCUCCAAAGAUGUUGGAGUUGCCACUGAUAAUAGGGAUCAUAAUGGUGAUGUUGGAUUGAGCGGGAGUAUGAAUGCCUCUCAGAUAGACAAUAAAGAAGAGGAGGGAAGUUGGAAGCCAAUGCAGGAUGACUCAAGUGGUAAUAAUGAAUUUUUGAGGAGCAAUGGAUGGGUCUCUAGUUCAUGUAGUUGGACCACACCUGCUGAUGUCUCCAAUUCCAAUGAACAAAAAAAUGGUGCUUUUGAAUCAGGCUGGGACUCAUCUAAGGGUAAUAGUUCUUGUCCUGACCAGCCCCAAGCGUGUAGUAGUUCACUAGUCCCACCUGCAUUUUCUGGGAAGUCGUUUGAAUCUGUAUCAUGUCCAGUGAGAGAAGUUUAUGGAGGCGAAUGUACUUCUGUUCAGGAGAAUGGUAAUUGCAAUUCACACAGCACUGCUGACGAUCAGAUUAAAAAUGAACAAGGUUGUGAGAACCGAUCUGACAGUGAGGGCCAUUCUGGUCAAUCUUCAGGGCAGAGCUGGAGGCCUCCACCUGUAAAUGUUUCAUCAAACGACUGGGUUUCCAGUUCUGAUUUUAUUUCUCUAGUUAAGUCACUUGAAACAACAGAGCAAACUCAGGAAAUUGAUUUUCGAGAUCUGCCGACUCCCACUAUAAAGCAAAACAAUGAAGACUUGGAAGUUCAGGCUGCCAAAAACAAACAACCUGCUUCUUCAGGUGUUCCUGUUCAGGAUGCAGGCCCCAGCAGGAGCACUGCCUCUAGUUUAGUGGGUGGUGGGGCACAAAUUUCUGAAGUAGCUGAUGGAAUGGGUGCUUAUUCCCCAACUCCUUCCAAACCUUCCAUUGGGGAAUGGGGCUCCAGUCUUCUUUCUGCAUCAUCUCUGAUACGAACUGAAAUUGAUCAUGCUGCUACCCCGAGUCCAAUCAGUGACCAACUGGCACAUUCUUCCCCAUCUCAUCCAACAUCUAAUGCAUCUAGUUGGCCGGCAAUUGUUACUGAACCCACUGAGUUUUGCUCUUUGGCUGAUGAAUCUGUUACUGAACCCACUGAGUUUUGCUCUUUAGCUGAUGAAUCUGUUUCAGAUCUGUUGGCUCAAGUUGAGGCAAUGGAGUCUCUUGAUGGCUUGCCUUCGCCUACUUCAAUUAUGAAAUGUCGAGAGGUAUUGACACAGGAUUCGAAACAUGAUUCUAGCAGUCCUCUAAAUGCGUUUAGCCCAGGACUUGAUCCCGGGAAAAGUGAUGCUUUAAGCUCCACAGGUGAUUUACAAGCACCUUCCCAGUCCACGGUGACUGAUGAACCAGAUGGCGUACGUCACGCUGAUGUUCUUGAUCCUCCAAAGAGAUCAAACAGGCAUUCCUCCACAAUUGUUGAAGUUGAAGGAGAUGCAAAGCGCACUGAUAUUUCAGUCAACCAAUGGGGAUCUCGUUCUGAAAUCCAACCUCCGCCGCCGUCUACUGAAAGUUGGCAUAUAUCUGCUACGGAUACGACUUGGAGAGUGGGAUCAGAAAGUACAGCAAACAGUUGGCGACUGGCACAGGGAAGUCCAAACCUGGGCUGGGGAGGAUCAAAUCAAAGCAAUACAAAUGUGGGUUCGGGACCUGUUCAAAUGGCAGCACAGAACAGUAUAGGCGUGAAUUUUGGUGCUUCUGCCGGGAAUCCUGGUUUCUACAGACCAAGAAUUGGGGGUGACAGAUUCUCUGGACCUAGAGAUAGGGGUUUUCAGAGCAGGGAUUUAGGAUAUGGUAGGGGUAGGGGUAUGUGGAACAGGCAGCCCUUCUAUGGUGGUGGAAAUGAAAGUUCUUUCAGGCCUCCCAAAAGUCAUAGAGUUUGUAAAUAUCACGAAAGUGGCUAUUGCAAAAAGGGAGCGUCGUGUGGUUUUUUGCACCCAUGAAAUUGUGGGUACUAUGCGAUUAGGCACAUUUAAUUCUGUAAUCAUUUAUUCAUAUUAGGGAGUCUGUACUUGCCAAUGUUGUAAGUUCAACCUGUAGAAGUAUCGGUCAAGGGCUCUCAAGUAGCAUACAAAUGUUUUUUAUUUUUGAUGAAUAUCGGGGCAGUUCUAGAACUGAAAGUUUUGGUGGGCAGCAUCUAGUGAGUAGUAAUUACAUUUGUUUGAUGCACGUGUCAUCUUAAAUGCUACACUAUAAUUUACCCA
Carya illinoinensis is the source of this 5291-nucleotide messenger RNA. Its product is annotated as zinc finger CCCH domain-containing protein 44-like. The transcript has 10 exons. NCBI's taxonomy places the organism in Eukaryota, Viridiplantae, Streptophyta, Magnoliopsida, Fagales, Juglandaceae. Gene Ontology annotation, molecular function: metal ion binding; DNA binding; protein binding. The record is from RefSeq and is a predicted model, not a curated record. Bases 444 to 5030 code for a protein of 1528 amino acids.